CAAUAAAAUCAAAGCGGAUAUUUAUUUUUCUUUUCUAAUAAAAGUUUUUUUAGAAUGCGUCGGUUACUUUGUGCUGUGUUUGUUUUAAUUUCGUAUGUACAAUGCAAGUUAUGGCCGAAAGGGGUUGUUCAUUAUGCUAUUAAUAAAAAGGAUUAUGAUCCCCAUUCACAAGACGUUAUAGCGAGUGCAUUUGAUCAGAUUGAGAGAGAAGUUUGCGUGAAAUUCUUCAAUACUCCUCUUAAUUUUAAUGCUACGAAUGAUGAGAAGAUUCUGUAUAUAUCCAACCCUGCUAAGAGGAAGGAUUGCCCGCCGGCUGGGUAUAAUUAUGACAAACAUAUUGUGGACAUGCAAAUCGGGUACAAAUGCCUGAACGAGCACGAUAUAGCCCGCAUUGUACUGGACAUGCUGCGAGCGAGUGUCGACAAUACAGUCGAAAAACCUAAUAGCAACGAUUUGUUGCGGAAAUUCCAGGAAGUGAAAGGAGACUCCAACACCGCAACCCUGCUAUCGGCAUCCGACAGAAACUACAUAAAUGCACAUUAUCUAGAGGAGUGUGAGAAUUUGGUGAAGAAACCGGUAGAGACCCGUCGGUCUACGUCCUGGACUAUGGAAGUAUCGGCUGCUAAUGAAAGAUAUUACAAAGACAAGCUGUGGCCGCUCGGUAUUGUCAUGUAUGGGUAUGAUCCGGCGAUACUAUCACUGCCGGAGUACAGCAAGCUGACCUACGCCAUGAUGGUGAUUGAGCUCGCCAGCUGCAUAGUCUUCAAGUCUUUCAGUAAGAAGGAUCCGCUCCAGCCGAAGAACUUGCUCUGGUUCGGCUUCCUGGGCGAGGAGAUGCCACACCUCGGCUUCUUGGCUGAGAACCAGACACUCUCUAUUUCUCAUAUGGCGCACGGAGCCCCUGGACAUACAGCGCAUACUAUAAAUGCCCUGAUGAGAGCUCUUGGCAUUCCCAUGAUGUCUAACCGAUACGACCGAGAUAACUACGUCACUAUCAACUGGAAAAAUGUGGCUAUGAUGUCUGAACACCACUUGGAGCGAGUCCCGGAGGACGCGUGGCUCCGGAACGCGGAGGGUGAUGGCGCUCCAUACGACUAUGACAGCGUGACGCACGCCCCAGUCAACUACAUGUGUGCAGACUGCUCGUUGGGGGAACAAACUGUCACUCCGGUACAGGAUCAUCUCUGGCAAAGGACCCUGUCAAUGGGCCACCACUCCGACCUGAGCCCUGCCGACAAGGAGACCCUAGCACUUCUAUACAACAAGGAGUGUCAGAAACGCUUGGCAUCUGAUUAUAAGAAAUAAAUUACUUUGUUCCUAAUUA
Messenger RNA from Spodoptera frugiperda (fall armyworm), 1324 nucleotides. RefSeq lists its product as uncharacterized. Gene Ontology annotation, biological process: proteolysis. Lineage: Eukaryota; Metazoa; Arthropoda; Insecta; Lepidoptera; Noctuidae. Bases 55 to 1305 code for a protein of 416 amino acids. The transcript is spliced from 9 exons. Gene Ontology annotation, molecular function: metalloendopeptidase activity. The record is from RefSeq and is a predicted model, not a curated record.